Acipenser ruthenus (sterlet) is the source of this 6362-nucleotide messenger RNA. Its product is annotated as choline transporter-like protein 5. Gene Ontology annotation, cellular component: membrane. Gene Ontology annotation, molecular function: transmembrane transporter activity. The transcript is spliced from 23 exons. Bases 202 to 2367 code for a protein of 721 amino acids. Gene Ontology annotation, biological process: transmembrane transport. Lineage: Eukaryota; Metazoa; Chordata; Actinopteri; Acipenseriformes; Acipenseridae. The record is from RefSeq and is a predicted model, not a curated record.
ACUCGCUACACUGGAUGACGCUAGUUUCUACUUAGUGCUGUAAACUCUGCUGACGUUAGACUGAGCGGCUCAGAACGCAGAAAGAGGGGUCAUUAUAUACCGGUUCUGAGGCAACAAACAAGACGCCUUUCACACACUAUCAGUAUUACAUGCCAUCACAACAUCAAAGAAACAUACCAAAUCUCAGUCGACCUCAGUGCAAUGGGCAGAAGAAGUGAAAUCCCACCCUCGCUCUAUGGUGAACCUCGCAAGUUCGACCCCGCAUUCAAAGGGCCUAUCCACAACAGGCACUGUACAGAUGUUGUCUGCUGUGUGAUCUUUGUUGUUGUCAUCCUGGGCUAUAUUGUAUUGGGAACUGUGGCCUGGAUGCAUGGAGACCCAAGGAAAGUUAUUUACCCUACUGACAGCUAUGGGCAGUUCUGCGGCCAGCAAGGCACUACGAACGCGAACAAAGCCAUAUUAUUCUACUUCAACAUUCUGAAAUGUGCCAGUCCUGUAGUUCUCAUAAACCUACAGUGCCCAACAACACAGCUGUGUGUUUCCAAGUGCCCCGACAGGUUUGCAACCUACUUAGACAUGCAAUAUGCGUACAGAUACAACAAAAGCUACUGGGAAUAUUACAGGCAAUUCUGCAAGCCAGGGUUUAACAAUCCAAGAAAGUCUAUUGGAGAAGUUCUGCGAGAUGAAGAUUGCCCGUCAAUGCUAGUUCCAAGCAGGCCAUUUCUUCAGCGGUGCUUUCCAGACUUCACCACCAGAAAUGGGGUGCUGACUGUAGCCAAUAAAACUACCUUCAAAGAUGGACGAGGUAAAACGAGAAACGUGACCGAUCUCAGAGAGGCUGCCAAACAGGUUACAGCUAUUCAACAAGGAGGUGAAAGUGGUAUAAACAGUGUUCUUGAUGCAAGAGAAGUGGGAAUAAAGGUUUUUGAAGACUAUGCCGGCUCCUGGUAUUGGAUUUUAAUAGGCCUGGUCAUUGCGAUGGUGGUGAGCCUGCUGUUUAUCCUCCUCUUGCGCUACACAGCCGGGGUCCUGCUCUGGGUCAUUAUAUUCGGGGUGAUUGGGGUGAUUGGAUACGGGAUCUUGCACUGUUACUGGGAGUUCAGUACCCUCCGAGGGAAGCCAGGAGCUGACGUCACCAUCUCAGACAUCGGCUUCCAGACAGACUUCAGAGUCUACCUGCAGCUCAGUCAGACCUGGCUCAUCUUCAUGAUAUGUCUCUGCAUUAUUGAAGCCACUAUCAUACUGAUACUGAUUUUCUUGAGGAACAGAGUCCGCAUCGCUAUUGCACUGCUCAAGGAAGGAAGCAAGGCCAUCGGACAUAUAAUGUCGACGUUGUUCUACCCAAUCGUCACCUUCCUUCUCAUAGCGAUCUGUAUCUCAUACUGGGCUGUCACUGCCGUAUUCUUGGCUUCAUCUGGUGACCCAAUAUACAAAGUGAUGCCAGCCCAACCAAAGUGCAUGUAUGAAAACUUCACAUGUGAUCCUGAAACUUUCAGCAAAACGAAUGUGACCAAGCUGUGCCCGCACUCUCAGUGCACGUUUGCGUUCUACGGUGGCGAGAGCCUUUACCACAAAUAUAUCUUCAUCCUCCAGAUCUGCAACAUCUUCGUCUUCCUGUGGCUGGUGAACUUUGCCAUCGCUCUGGGCCAGUGUACUCUCGCAGGGGCCUUCGCAUCCUAUUACUGGGCAUUCAAGAAGCCAGGAGACGUCCCUGCCAGCCCACUCUUUUCUUCAUUCGGAAGAGCAAUAAGAUACCACACAGGCUCGCUGGCUUUUGGAUCUCUAAUUCUUGCCAUUGUUCAGUUGAUCAGAAUCAUUCUAGAGUAUUUGGAUCAUAAACUUAAAAGUGCACAGAACAAAUUUGCCAAAUUCGUGCUAUGCUGCCUGAAAUGUUGUUUCUGGUGCUUGGAACAUUUAAUUAAAUUCAUGAACAGAAAUGCAUACAUAAUGAUUGCAAUAUAUGGCAAAAACUUCUGUUCAUCAGCAAAGGAGGCAUUCUUUUUGUUGAUGAGAAACGUUAUCAGAGUUGCAGUACUAGAUAAGGUUACAGAUUUCUUACUGUUCCUGGGAAAAGUUCUCAUUGCAGGGAGUGUUGGUGUCCUCGCCUUUUUUUUCUUCACACACAGAAUACCUGUUAUUCAAGAAGAAGUGCCAUCAUUAAACUAUUACUGGGUACCACUACUGACUGUGAUAUCUGGCUCGUACCUGAUCGCCCAUGGCUUUUUCAGUGUCUAUGCAAUGUGUGUCGACACACUGUUCCUCUGUUUCUGUGAAGACCUAGAGCGAAAUGACGGAUCAGCAGCAAAGCCGUACUUCAUGUCUCCAGAGUUGCACAGAAUCCUGGGAAGAAAUGAACAAAGCCCUUAAAAAGGCUACUGACUAAUUGCUUCAAUUGCUGAGCUUCACCCGAAAUAGCUUUAUUUAUUCGUAAACCUACUGUAGCAUGCUUUAAGUAAUUUGGAUGUGCUGUUCAUGGGCUAAAGAAAUGUUAACAUUUAUGUGAAACUGGCCACAUGUAUGUGGACAGGUACAGACCAAGGGAUGCAGGGUUCUGUUCAAUUCUUAUCUGGCGCUGAAGGCUUUGUGUACAUUGUGUUAUUGGCUUAUUUUCUCCCGUGGAUGUCAUUUAAUCACAUUAAUAGGACUUUGAUAAGGUCAAAUGAACUAAUGCAGUUUAAUCCACUUUCUAACUGGUAUAAAUGAAGCCAGUAGUUUGAACAAAUAAAUAAAUUGAACAUUUGAACAAAAUGUACUAAUUUUAUGACAGGUGGAGUUUAGAGGGGACAAAAUGAAAAGAUUGAGUUGGAUUAGAUUUUUAGCACUAGAAUGCAUUUACAAAGUCAAAUUUAUCAUUUUUUUUGUAGCACAGUCAAUGUAUGGAAAGAUGUAUUAAUGCAUCUUUCUUUUAACAUUUAUUGUUAAUAAACCUAAUCGUUCAUUUGGAGAUUAAAAAAAAAAAUGUUAAAGGUGCAAUACAUAAAAACCUAUUACAUUUCUUAAAAAAAACCCUAAUGAAUGAAUCAAGUACAGUAUCUUCAUAGCUUCUUCAGUCCUUAUAUUUUAUACACACAGUGUAUUGCAUUUGCAUACAGUGUCAGUUUGAUAGGAAUUUUUGUACACUCAAUUUUUUGUUUUACUCAAGGUGUAAUAUAUUUUUAAAUAUUUUGUGAAAUAAAUUGAUUUUUUUUUUCUAAAGGCUUUUGAGAAAUACUAUACAAGUGUUUUUAUAUAAGCAAUGUUGAUUAGACAAUGAGCCAUACAUGGAUGAUACUGUGCCAUACCUUGAACAGAGUGUACUUUUGUUUUUUGUUUGAGGUUAUGUAGUUAUUUAGUUUUUUAUGGCCAGUGUCUUUUAAGACAUUCAUAUAAUUUAAAUAGAUCAAUACAAGUAAUAUAAUACAAAUAAUAAGAUUUGAACAGAAUCCUGUAUAAUUUUAGGAAGCCUAUAUUUUGACUAAUAAAAAGAACAGUUUCUAGUUCAGGUGCCUAGUUACUAAAAAAGAGAUUACAUUUUGGAUCUAACGCUGAACACCUUUUUGAAUUCCAUUUAUAAAGGGAUGUUAAAGCCAUUUUUGGUAAUUUUGUACGAGCGCAGUUCUUCAAAAGGGCUGCCUUUUAUAAUACUAACGACUAUUAUAUACUUGGUUUUGUAAGUCUUUGGGUUUGUACUAGGGGAGGUAUUUUGUAAAAAAAAAAAAAAAGAAAAAAGAAAGAAAGAACAAGAAGAAUGAAAUUGUUAAAUGAAAAACGUUUUUUAAAAAUAAAUUCUAAGAACUUUAACUUUGGUGCUAUGUCUUCGUAGAUUAAUCUUAACUGUGAAUAUCUACUAUUGUCUCCUCCUACCCCUAAUUUCAUUCUGAUAUAUACUAAUAUCCUUGGGUAAGAUUCAUUUUAAAGACGUUGUUAUGUUAAUAACCUGACUUUCUUGGUAGCAAGGCCAGCACUUUCCUUUAGUAAAAGCAAAAACAAUAAUAGUGUAAAUCCGUUUUCCAUUAGACCUGGGGGAGGGGGGUGUUGUCGACAGAAGGAGGAUUAUAUAAUGUUGUUUAGGCUGGCUUCCAUAAGAACCAUUUCCCUUUAAGAAAGUGUUACUUUACAUAGAAGUUGUUUUCUAAGUUACCAAAUAGUUCAGUAAUAGACGUCCCAGCUUUGUGGGCUACGCAAUUAUUUUGUGACUCUUUGGGUGUCAUUCUGGCCAUCGGAAAUAGUGAUCCAAGCAGCCCUGCCAGCAAACUUUUAUGAGCUUUUUAAGAUCGCAAACAUGAAUCAUUGCCUGCUUAGUUAUCUGGGCUUGAGCUCUCUAAGGUACACAUCAAAACGUAGUGUUACAGCUUAGUCAAGAACAAUGGGCAAGACCUCAACCAAUGGCCCAUCACGAUGUUAGGUGGGUGCUUGGUUAUUGGUAAUUGGUAAGAAAAAGUCCUGUCUGGUUUUGUUUUGAGGAUACAUCCCUGAAAUCCUCUGUUCAGAAUAUCUGUCUUCCCCCAACACUGUUUUACGUUACAUUUUAAAUAUACUGUAGUGAUGAAUAAAAAAAAAAUGCUUCCAAAACACCAAGACCCAUAUUUCCUGUUCAUUUGAAAUGCUGAUCUUUCACGUGAAUUUGUACAGCAGUCCUUUUCCAAAAGCAACAUAAACCCAGCAGUGUAUGCACAAUGAAACCUAUUUGAUGCUGUUCUAUUCCCAUUCCCAGUGGAAGAUCUUGAAAGAAACGACGGGUCCACAGAGAGGCCCUUUUACAUGAGCGGCUCUAUAAUGAAGAUUCUGAAGAAGAGAAACAAAGAGAAAAAGAUGAAAAAGAGGCCAUGAGUGUGGAAGGAAGCGGCUGUAAGAGUUUGGACUACCUAGAGAAAGUGGUUACAUUCACAAACUGUUAAGCUUUUUUUUUUUCUACCAAAGUCCGCAGGCAGUACUGUAAAGGAAUGGAAAUACUAGGAUUGCUUAUAUACAGAGGUUUUUUUUAUAUAUAUAUUUAUAGUCUUUUUUAGGUUUGUGUUAUUUGAUUUUCAAGGAAAAUAAAGGGAUUGACUCUAAUAAGAGUUCAUAUAUAUUUGUUAAUAGAUAUAUUCUAUUAUACUGCAAUUAUUUAGCUAUUUUUUAUUAUUUAUUAUUUGCAUUUUGUUUUCAUUAAUGGUAUAUUGACAGGUGAAUCCUCAACAAAUGGUGCCCAAUUUGGGCUGUUGGUGAAAUUACACUGGCAGACAUCAACAACAGGACCUGUGAGCGUGGCUCUACAAUCAUGCCCGUUGUUUGUUUAUUCCAUCAGCCAAUUUUAGUUCCUGCACGACAUACUCACUUACUGUAAUAACCUCCAUGGGUAGAGACAGGCAUGUUAGUGAGCUAUACAUGUUAUGUGUUUUGCCAUUGCUGGGUUGACUAUAAGAAGGUGUCAAAUAUUUUUUGUUGUUGUAUUAGAUAUAUAUUUGUAUGUAUUUGACCAUUAGGUGGCAUUAUUGGUGCUGUACUUUUGGAUCUGCUGUGCAUAAACUGGCUGGAAGUAAAAAAAUAAAAAUGAUUCCAAUAUUCCUGUAUAUUUUUGGUUUAAUGCUAAAAGAAGUCUACAGCUAUGGCCACAAGUUUAGCAUUAUCUAGAAUUUUAGGAUUGAGAUAAUUAAAACAAACUAUAUGAACAUAAUUUAGGUCUUUUAUUUAAUAUCAUGUAAUCAAAUUCACUACAAAAUGAUAUUGCAAAAGUCUAUGGAAGCCAUAAUAGUAGUACAGUAUUUCAUGUUAGAUUUAGAAAUGUCACAUUUUACAAUUUUUUGUAAGUACAUGGAAAAUUACAAACCAGCAUGUAAUUCAAUAUGUUAAUGUAACAUUAUUCAUUCAAUUAUGAAGCUAAAUUUGUUAAUUCUAGGGUGAUGCAAAACCUUUGGCCAUAGACGUAAAUAGCUCUUGGGCACUAUAGAAAAAAAAGCUAUUACCCGUAGUGGAGUAAAACUUGGUAAAUUCUUCAUCAUGCAAAUAAGUACUUGAUAAUCUCUGUACACUCAUAGUCCUGUUUAGCAGAUAACAAAAACAUUUUGAAGAUUCUUAUAUUUGUAUCCUAAGCAAAAAAAUGGUUUGUUACCAACGAUGUGUUUUCUAUUUAAAGACAAGGUAAGCUCUUGUAGUGGGCUGACACAGUAUUUGUUUUAUAUUGUAAAUGUGAUACAGAGUUCAUGAUAGCAUCAGUAAAACCUGCAUGGAAUUUCAAGGCUUUUUUAUAGAAUCAGUGCUUCUGCUGUGCAGAAAUUAUGUUUAUUGUUGUUGAGUAACUGAUUAAAACAUUUAUAUGAAUUAUUUUUGUUGGUGCUUAGUGCUUUGCAUCUUCAGCAGUAUUCAAUUAGUGUGAAACACUUAAUAAAUUUAAAUUUAAACAA